Messenger RNA from Culex quinquefasciatus (southern house mosquito), 3107 nucleotides. RefSeq names its product U8-agatoxin-Ao1a. The record is from RefSeq and is a predicted model, not a curated record. NCBI's taxonomy places the organism in Eukaryota, Metazoa, Arthropoda, Insecta, Diptera, Culicidae. The coding region runs from base 396 to 767 and encodes 123 amino acids. Gene Ontology annotation, cellular component: extracellular region. Gene Ontology annotation, molecular function: ion channel inhibitor activity. The transcript is spliced from 3 exons.
CUGGCAUCCGUUCAUCACUUUACUAUCGGUGUUCCGCUGGUGCUCGCGGUGCUUUCACUGUGAACCCGCCACUGAUAACGACUACGACGACGACGACGACCCCGUCGGGGCCACAUCCGGCAUAACGUGUGAGGGCGUCCUGCGACAGUGUAACAGUGUUUGGAAAGCAGCACUUCCGGUCAACCGGUAGUUGAUUUUGUGGAUUUUUUGGUAAUCGCUUCGAGCAGGAAGUACAUCCGGCCGAGUGGAAACGAAGUUUGAAAAUAACGCAAAAACGGUGUUGGUGGAAAUUGGAAGUUCGUGAAAAUUUCCCUUCGAGUGAUAACCGGAAGAGAGCAUAUUGUUGGCUUGGUUGAAGCCGAUUGCGAAGUGGUGGUGAAAAUUAAUGCGCCAAAAUGCAUAAAUACCUGAUGGGAAGACUGUUGCUGAUCUGCCUGUUGAUCAUGUUCGUGGCCAGUGCAAAGAGCGCGAGCAACUACUUUUACGACUCGGAGGAACAACGGUACCCGAAUCUGCUGGACGGUGGUGAUGAGGCCGAAGACACCGACAAAAGCUUGACGGACGACAGCAUACUGGAUAAUAUGCUGCAGCAGGGUGCUUCAAAACGCUCCUCGCUGAUCCAGGUCUACAGGAGGGCCUGCAUAAGGCGCGGCGGAAACUGCGACCAUCGAAGCAAUGACUGUUGCUACAACUCCUCGUGUCGGUGUAACCUUUGGGGAAGUAACUGCCGGUGCCAGCGGAUGGGUCUGUUCCAAAAGUGGGGAUGAACGGCCACACCACCACUCAUGAUACUGGCGUUGCUGGCGUUCGCCCAAUCCUCCUUCAAGCUACCUUAGGCCCAAACUUCCCCGUUCCCAGUUCCUAGUUUUUUCCUCUCCCAAAAAAUGGCAACCGGAAGCACGAUGACGCUUACGUACACGAGGUUUAACGCGCACUGGAUCUUCACACUGGAACUAUGCUUCGGAACUGAACUGAAACAACUGAAUCAAGCACAACCCACAACGGACUUAUGGCAAUGGAUCACCGCAAAAACAACCCCCCCACAAUCCCCACUACACUGAGAUGAAGAAACGAAGUUGAAGUCAAAAAUUGUUGUACUUCCUCAAAAAAAGGUGAAAUCUGGUUCAUGCGCUUUUGUUUUGAGGUAUUUUAAACUGAGUAUGGUUUUGUUUAGCACAAAUAUGUUGUUCUUGACGGUGUAUUAGAAGAAUGAGCGUAUUUUAUUAGUGGACUCGCCGACGGACACUGACUUUGUAACGAACAAAAGAUACAAAAAAUAUGCAAGGUUUAAUUUUGCAGAAGAACACAUUCACUAUAAUGAUAAUGAUAAUAAUGAUAAUGAUAAAUGAUAAUAAUUAUUAUUACAGAGAGAAAAUAUUGUCUAUAUAGGUUAUAUUCAGAGUCAUUCUUUACUGUUUAAGAGCUGUGUUGAGGGCGCCUCGAUGACGCAGAACGAAGAGAAAUCAAUUCACCUAAUUUUAGCACCUUGGAAAAGUGGCAGCUAAUGAAAAAUCAAUUAACGGAAAUGCUUUUAAAGUGUAUCAAUCACACACACACAUACAAAAAUCACACAAUAGCACACAUACAUAGAGAGAAAACAAAACUUAAAAAAUGUAACAUUCUUAAAGAUGUUGCGAUGAUUAGGUACUUCAACUUUGUGAAACGAUGUUACAUGUUAUUUUCUGAUGUCCAGUGGAUUUUGAUACGAUUACUUUACUCGCUGUUUGUGUAAUGGAAACAGACAACAACUUACUUGCUGAGUUGAGCAACUUAGGAGUAGUUUAUAUAAGGAGGGAAAAGUGAUUGGAGCACGGUUCCCCUCGGAUGUCCCGGGGCAGACCAUCGUCCCCGCAGGCCCACAACCGUUUCCCAGCCUUUAAGAACGAGUGAGUGUCAGAGCCGAGUGAGAAAAGUCCUCUGCAAGCACUUUUCCCCAUUCCCAAGCAACAGACAUAAAUUUACCCGAUAAUUCAUAAAGUACAUCAUAAAUACAUAUAACUAAAAGUAAAACAAAAAAAAACUACUCUUCCUCUCCGAUGUUCUUCUAUAUCUAUCCACCCAGGAGUGUGUAACGAUUUGUCUCCCAUUUUCCAGCGAGCAAUCGAAAACUGUUUGUUCACUGUGCCAAACACAUACACACACAUACACUUUACACACAUGCAAACACUCACACGAGCUUACACGGCAAAACCGAUAUUGCAAACUCAAACCGGAUCAGCCCUGCAAUCCGUCACCUUGUCCCUCUUGAGUUCCUACACUUGCUGUAGGUUGUGGAUGUGCAGCACAAGUACUUCUUGUCUUCUUAUCCGCCCCGCCAGGCAGUGGUGGAAAACAUCGCUUCGCCACGACCUCUAAAAGCGAUCCUGUUAUUUUCCGCCUCCAACGCCGUUGGUUUUUACCCUCCAUUAAGUUAAUCCGGUCAACCUUCCCGCUGCGGGCCAAAAACCCAUCAUCCAACACCCCCACAGGAAAAGCAUCUUUCCGCAGAUCCCCUUCCCGAAGGCCACAUGGCAAAGUCAUAAAUCACACGUUCACACGUCAGGUCUCAUAUCUCGCGACGCAGUCCGGUGACGGGAGCUCGGUGUGGUGUGCGGCAUGACUUCUACGAAUUAGAGGCCAAUUUUUCCGGCUAAAUGUCCUCGCUCUCCUCUGUAACCCCCCCUAGUAGAAGCUUUAUUUUCGUAGGAGGACAGACCAUGCGACCUUCUAGCUUUCCAGAGGAGACUUGGCCCUAAGGACCGUGGACCUUCAUCAAGUAACGCCUUCGCAAGUAAUUUCCGGAACUUAAACACAUUUACACACAUAACACACGUCUCACAGAAUUUGAUUUUAAUUUUCUUUUUAAAAAAUUAAGCAAAAACAUCUUAUCAUAGUUGAGCAGCCGCCCCUUUGUAAAUGUGUAUAAAGUUUGUAAAGAGUUAUAGAAGAAAGAAAAGGGUUGCAACAGAAGAAGCACCGCACUGCAAAUGAAGAGAACAAGAUCAGUCUCAAAAAAAGAUCAAUGAGGGAAUAUGAUGAAAAAAGAAUACAAAAACAAAAUAAAUAUAUGAAAUUAUAGUAAAACUAGAAGCAACUCGGUUCGCGCCUGGUUUUUCUUUCCUACAUAA